AUGCCGCGAAGCGAGGCGGCCCUGGGCGGCGACGGCCGCGCUGCCCCCGCCGCCGGCGCAGCGCCGUGGUACGAGCAUGUGCUGCCGCGCAUGGCAGGCGCGCGCGCGUGGCCGGACGAGAGCGAGGCGGCCGUGACAGAGGCGUACCGCUACCUCGACGCGCACCCCGGCAAGGAAAUCCGCUCGCGCAUCAUCGAUGCCCUGCAGGCGUGGCUGCCGGUGGACGACGACGAGACGACCGUGCGCAUCAAGCAGUGGGUGCGCCGCCUGCACACGGCGAGUCUCUUGCUCGACGACGUCGAAGACAGCUCCGAGCUGCGGCGUGGCGUGCCAGCCGCCCAUACCAUCUACGGCGUGCCACAGACGAUCAAUACGGCGAACUACGUGUGCUUCCAGGUCGUCGCCGACAUGGUCCAAUGGCAGCCGAGGGCCGUGCCGGCCGUCACUGCCGAGCUCGUCGCGCUGCACCGCGGGCAGGGCAUCGAGCUCUUCUGGCGCGAGAGCCUGCAGUGCCCCAGCGAGGCCGAGUACGUCGAUAUGGUCGUCAACAAGACGGGCGGCCUCUUCCGCAUCGCCGUGCAGCUUCUGGCGUCCGCCGCGGGUGCCGAGGCUCGCGCACACGCACUCAUCCCCCUCGUCAACCUGCUCGGCCUCCUCUUCCAGAUCCGCGACGACUAUAUGAAUCUGCACAGCGGCUCCUCGCACGCCAAGGGGUUCUGCGAGGACCUCACCGAGGGAAAGUUCUCGUUCCCCCUCCUCCAUGCGAUUCGCACAGCUGCGCCGGACCGCACACUCCUGCACAUCCUCCGCCAGCGCACGCAGCACGUCGAGCCGAAGAAGUAUGUGCUUGACUACCUAUCGCGCGUCACGCACAGCUUUGACUACACACAUACGGUUCUCACGGCGCUCGAGGCGCAGGCGCGCACGGAGAUGGAGCGCCUCGGCGCCCUGUGGGGCGCGAAUCCCGCGCUUGCCGCCGUGCUCGACGCUCUGCACCUACCUCCGCCCUAG
Malassezia sympodialis ATCC 42132 is the source of this 1011-nucleotide messenger RNA. It is a transcript of the gene BTS1, whose product is annotated as farnesyltranstransferase. The record is from RefSeq and is a predicted model, not a curated record. Gene Ontology annotation, biological process: isoprenoid biosynthetic process. NCBI's taxonomy places the organism in Eukaryota, Fungi, Basidiomycota, Malasseziomycetes, Malasseziales, Malasseziaceae. Gene Ontology annotation, molecular function: prenyltransferase activity.